Molecule: messenger RNA, 680 nt
Organism: Aaosphaeria arxii CBS 175.79
Lineage: Eukaryota; Fungi; Ascomycota; Dothideomycetes; Pleosporales
Product: RBP11-like subunits of RNA polymerase
Exons: 3
Coding region: 192-587 (131 amino acids)
Biological process (GO): transcription by RNA polymerase II
Cellular component (GO): RNA polymerase II, core complex
Molecular function (GO): DNA binding; protein dimerization activity
Source: RefSeq, a predicted model, not a curated record
UGGAACCUCAAUCCUAACUUCAACCUCGUCUGUCUUCUUCUCCAUUCCUCCAUUUUGCUGAUCUCGCCAUCUUCAACUUCGUCAACCACCUGUACACGCAUUUCUUUGGAGUCGGGGGUGCCAUCUAUAUUCUUAUCAUAUAAUCGCAAUUUCAACGCACCACCUUAAGACCAGCCAGUUCAAAAGUCGCCAUGAACGCACCAGAUAGAUUCGAACUCUUUAUUCUCGAUCCAGACGAGAAGAAGGUCGAGACCAAGGAGGAGACCCGCGCACCUCAUACCACUGUCUUCACGUUCAACAAGGAAGACCACACCCUCGGCAACCUGCUCUCGCAGCGCCUCCACAAAUACCCCUACGUGACCUUCAGCGCCUACAAGAUCCCCCACCCGCUCUUCGCCCGCUUCGAGCUCCGCGUGUCCACGGACGGAACAGUCACCCCCAAGGAAGCCGUCAUCGCAUGCUGCAGGGACAUCGUCGGGGACCUCGAGCAGGUGAGCCGCAGCUUCACCACCGAAUGGCUCGGCAAGCGCAUCGUUUCGGAGGGUGAGCAGGAGCGUAUGGCUCGCGAGCGGGAUCCCUUCCCUUGAAGCGGCGGCGACGAGAUUCGCGACACGCUAUUCAAUCAAUCGAAAGCGAAAAAUGCAUGCAUAAUGGGCGUUAACGGGUGGCAUGGUUAUGGG